GUCAUUUUGUCGACUUUCGUACUUGAUAGAUUCACAAACAGCCAACAUUCACCUCGAAAGAAAUUGUACUCUAUACUAUCAUGACAUUUGUACAUAUCACAUUUAUUUUGUUCUCCCCGUGCGAAACAUAGUUCGAGGUCGAGGUGUCGAGGUUAACGAAGAACAAACAAAAAACAGCAGAGACCCUCCCCAAAACAAAAAAGAAAUGUCAUCCGACCACGAUCCGGAAAGGAGGCCUCUUUUAUCCACCUCCAAUGGCCACACGACAGGUCCAGGUUCAGGUGGUCGGACGGAGACGACUGGUCGAGCAAACCCGUCGUCGUUGUCGAACAGCACCGCCACCACCGAGACACAAAACCCCAAGCUCUCCAGGGUCCGGGGCACGCUCAUCUGCCUGUCGGUCUGGGUCCUCAUCUUCAUCCUCACCAACAACGUGUCCUUGAUCACGACGAUCCAGUCGCCCAUCGCCGUCGCUCUGGACGCCUCGACCGAGGUGAGCUGGUUCACCUCGGCCUACCUCAUCGCCGUGACGAGCAUCACCCCCGUGGCGGGCCGGCUGUGCGCCAUCUUCACCCCUCGCGUCUACCUGUUGGCCUCGAUCGUCGUGCAAACCUGCGGCCUCUUGAUCACCUCACAGGCUCGCUCGUUGGGCUCGUUCCUGGUCGGCCGCGCCGUCACCGGAGUCGGGAGUGCCUCCGUCACCCCCGUGGCCUUCAUCUUGGUCACCGAACUCACGAGCCCCCGGAGGCGAGGGUUGUUUUUCGGGUGCAUCAACACCGGCUACACCUCUGGGGUGGCGUGUGGAGCGAUCAUCGCCGGAGCCCUGGAACCGCUGGUCGGUUGGCGAGCCGUGUUCUGGCUUCAGAUCCCUUUCGCGUUGUGCGCGGCCCUGGUGGCUUUCUGGUCGAUCCCGGCCACUCCGGCGGCGGCGUCGUCGUCGUCGUCGUCGUCACGACCUGACAACCAAGAACCAUCAACGUCGACGAAAGACGACUCUCUCGGCACGAGACUCUCCCAGAUCGACUACUUUGGCGUCAUCACCAUCAUCGCCGCCGUGGUCUUGUUGCUUUACAGUCUAUCUUCACCACAGAUCCAAAUCACGCCCAUCGUCCUGUCCUUGGCGUCCCUGGUCUUGUUCGUCCUGGUCGAGGCCAACUGGGCCAAACGACCCAUCGUGCCCGUGUCGGUCCUCGAAUCGCGAGGCAACAUCCUCACCGGCGUCGCCACCAUCGGCGUCAUGACGGCCCGGUGGGGGGUCCUGUUUUACACUCCCACGUACGUCUUGACCCUGAGAGGCUGGUCUCAGGCCAGUGCCGGUUUGACUCUGAUCCCGACCAACUUGGGGUUCGGGCUGGGCGGGCUUUUGGCCGGGUGGCUACACAUCCGUCGCACGGGCAGUUUCUACGUUUCGUGCCUGGUGACGUUUGUCCUGUUCGCCCUCUCCAUGUUCGCCGUGUCUUGGAUCUCGACCCCAAACUCCAACAUUUAUGUGUACAUUGUGGUCUUGUUUCUGAACGGCUUCCUGGUCGGAGCGCUGCUCAACUACUCCCUCGCCCACGUCCUGCAUUUGACGAUACCCGCGACUCACAUCAUCGUCAUCCCGCUCAACGCCAUGUUCCGUAGCCUCUCGGGAUCCUUUGGGUCGUCGGUCUCUGGUGGUUUGUUCCUGAGGACGCUAGCCACCACGUUGAGCGACGAGUUUGCCAAACGAGGCGUCACGGGAAAGGAAGGCCUGAUCAGACAAUUGAUCGGGACGCCCAUCCUGGUUCAGAGGUUGACGGGCGUGGAGAAAGAGGUGGCCAAAAUCGGGUACGAGACCGGGUUGAAGACCGUGUACCUCGCCGGUGGUUGUUUGGCGGUCGUCAUGUUGGUGGUCCAGGCCGGUGUGGGAUGGACUGCACCGGACCUCGGCAAGGGUGAGGGACAUGGUGGUGGUGGUGGUGGUGUUGAUGACGGGGAAGGCAGAGAAGAGAGGAUCGGUGGAGAUGUACUUUCACCUGUUGUUUCUAGGGAGACGUGAAUUAUUUUUCAACACAAUGGACUAGGUACUUCGAUGGGUGGAUGUUUGGAUAUAUCACGGACUCAAUACAAGGGCAGGAACAUGUGUAGGUAUAAGAAAAAUGACAAAACAAGAUACAUAGAAUAGAUUUGUACAUGAAGAUUCCAACAUUUGAG
Exophiala oligosperma is the source of this 2175-nucleotide messenger RNA. RefSeq lists its product as uncharacterized. Gene Ontology annotation, molecular function: basic amino acid transmembrane transporter activity. NCBI's taxonomy places the organism in Eukaryota, Fungi, Ascomycota, Eurotiomycetes, Chaetothyriales, Herpotrichiellaceae. Gene Ontology annotation, cellular component: fungal-type vacuole membrane. The coding region runs from base 206 to 2020 and encodes 604 amino acids. The record is from RefSeq and is a predicted model, not a curated record. Gene Ontology annotation, biological process: basic amino acid transport; transmembrane transport. The transcript has a single exon.